CACUUUUCUUCCCACUAAUAUCUCCCCUCGAUCUGCUUCACUUUUGUAUCACUCGUGCUUUUGCUGGUUCUUCCUUUUUUCCGGCAGUAUAUACAUUGGCCUCGCGGCGCUCACGAAGCGGGAGUUCUGGUCCGGCACCGUGUUUGACUACCGUUAUCAAUGAGUCCUUGAAACCUCCAAUCGAGUUCCCUGAACUAUUACCUUUCACUACGCCGGCGAUCUCCUGCUCAUAGAAUGGGUCUUUUGUCAUUCCGCCAACCCUCUUGGAGGAUAAGCCGCUCACAAUUCUAUCCAAUAUGGGCAUUGUCACAACUCCUCCUUAAUCCCAUCGCAGUUUUAGCUCAGUCUGCAGCCGACUAUUAUGUGGAAUCUUUACCCGGGGCCCCAGAGGGCCCGUUACUAAAGAUGCAUGCUGGACAUAUUGAGGUAGACCCGGAGCACAACGGACAUCUUUUUUUCUGGCACUAUCAAAAUCGGCACAUUGCAAAUCGCCAGCGAACAAUAAUCUGGUUGAAUGGGGGACCCGGCUGCAGCUCCAUGGAUGGCGCGCUGAUGGAGAUUGGCCCGUACCGUCUGAAAGAUAACGAAACUCUAGAAUAUAACGAGGGAUCAUGGGACGAGUUCGCAAAUCUUCUCUUUGUUGAUCAGCCUGUUGGAACCGGUUUCAGCUUCGCCAAUACCAAUAGCUAUCUGCAUGAGCUAGAUGAAAUGGCUGCCCAAUUCAUCACUUUCUUGGAGAAAUGGUUCGCCGUGUUUCCCGAGUACGAGCGAGAUGAUAUCUACAUCGCUGGCGAAUCAUAUGCGGGCCAAUAUAUUCCAUACAUUGCAAAAGCUAUUCAGGAUCGAAACAAAGACAUCCACGAAAAGCAAUCUAGCAGUGCGCGUUGGAAUCUUCGCGGUCUUCUUAUUGGCAAUGGUUGGAUAUCGCCGGCGGAACAAUAUCCGGCGUAUUUGAGCUUUGCCUAUGAAGAAGGUCUUGUUGAGGAAGGUAGCAAGCUUGGAAAAGAGCUUGAAACUUUACUCUCUAUCUGCAAGUCUAAGAUGGAAACUGGACCUAAAAUAUCCAUAACGGACUGUGAAGCUGUUUUGAAUAAGCUUCUGGACAAGACUGUGGAUUCGAACAACCAAUGCAUCAAUAUGUACGAUAUUCGGCUCAGGGACGGUUCUUGUGGUACGACCUGGCCACCAGACUUGGUGGAUGUGAAGCCAUAUUUACAUACCUAUGAGGUGAUUCAAGCAUUGAAUAUCAGCCCAGAGAAAGAGUCAGGCUGGGACGAAUGUGACGGCAAUGUGGGGGCCGCAUUUCGGCCGCAAAAAUCCGAACCAUCAGUCAAAUUGCUCCCCGGCUUGCUCGAGUCGGGUAUCGAAAUCCUCCUCUUCAGCGGCGAUAAAGAUCUAAUUUGCAAUCACGUCGGGACUGAGCAACUUAUUAGCAACAUGAAGUGGGCAGGUGGUACUGGCUUUGAAACAUCCCCGGGGGUAUGGGCUCCACGACACGACUGGACGUUCGAAGAUGAGCCGGCCGGUUACUAUCAGUAUGCGAGGAACUUGACUUACGUUCUCCUUUACAAUGCCAGUCACAUGGCCCCCUUCGAUCUUCCCCGCCGCACGCGAGACAUGGUGGACCGCUUCAUGCACGUUGAUAUCGCCAGCAUCGGCGGUGCACCUGCGGAUUCACGCAUCGAUGGCGAACCGUUGCCUCAAACUUCUGUGGGCGGUCAGCCCAACAGCACAGUUCACCAAGAGGAAGAGCAGCAAAAGAUUAAAGAAACCGAGUGGAACGCCUACGCAAAGUCCGGUGAAGCCGUCCUUGUCGUUGUUAUUAUCGGUGUGCUGGUCUGGGGUUUUCUCAUCUGGCGCAGUCGCCGGCGACACAAUGGCUACAGCGGAAUUGCCAUUAAAUCCCCAAGUAGAACCUCUAUCAUGGGCCGUUUCCAUAACAAUCAUAGUAACGGCGCAGACGUAGAGGCCGGUGACUUUGAUGAGGCUGAGUUGGAUGACUUACACUCGCCAGGCCUGGACCGGGAAAAUUAUGCUGUCGGGGAAGACAGUGAUGACGAAGCGCAUCGACAGGAUCUACCACGCGCCCAAGAAUCUUCAUCGAAAAGCGAGAAUAAUCUUGUAACGUAA
Aspergillus nidulans FGSC A4 is the source of this 2130-nucleotide messenger RNA. It is a transcript of the gene kexA, whose product is annotated as serine-type carboxypeptidase kexA. The transcript has 3 exons. The coding region runs from base 235 to 2130 and encodes 631 amino acids. The record is from RefSeq and is a predicted model, not a curated record. NCBI's taxonomy places the organism in Eukaryota, Fungi, Ascomycota, Eurotiomycetes, Eurotiales, Aspergillaceae.